Serinus canaria (Common canary) is the source of this 480-nucleotide messenger RNA. Its product is annotated as thymosin beta-12-like. Gene Ontology annotation, biological process: actin filament organization; regulation of cell migration. Gene Ontology annotation, molecular function: actin monomer binding. Gene Ontology annotation, cellular component: cytoplasm. The record is from RefSeq and is a predicted model, not a curated record. Lineage: Eukaryota; Metazoa; Chordata; Aves; Passeriformes; Fringillidae. The transcript has 3 exons. The coding region runs from base 76 to 213 and encodes 45 amino acids.
CCUGACCUUUUUCAACUCACACUGCCUCAGACGGCCACCAAGCAGCUGAAGAGAGAGCAGCCAGACGGAUCCAUCAUGUCCGACAAACCAGAUUUUGCAGAAAUUGAAACGUUUGACAAGACCAAGCUGAAGAAGACAGAAACCAGAGAGAAAAACCCACUGCCCACUAAAGAAACUAUCGAACAGGAAAAGCAAAGUGAAAGUACAGCCUGAGCACAAAAUUGAAGAUGUGACUGCUGCUUCUUCAGUGGGGUUUUGGCUUCUGAGUUGGGCUGUUGUUUUAUUUGGUCCCUCCCACCCCAUAUUGGUUUCCCAUUUAUUUUAGGAAACAUUUGUUCAUUUAAUGUUCCCUGGAGAAGUUUGUUUUGUGUUUUUUGAAGAAGAUACUAUGUAUUUGUAUUCUUGAAAUUUUAAUUCCAAGUUCUGUAUCAACCCCAUUACUUGGCAAAAAAAAAAAAAAGAGCAAUUUGCAUAGAAAUU